AGUGGGACAGAGCACUGUGGAGGGUGGGAUGGGGGAGAUCCCAAAACCUCAGUGGGAUUUGGGGUGUGGGACUGCCUUGCUUGGGGACCGGACUGCAUGCUCAGGGUGUGGGGAGCACUUUUAUCUUGCUCGGGGUCAGCACAGUGGGUUUCAUGCAUCGUGGUUGGGGUUGGGAUCUGAAGCCCCUGACAUUGCUUUUGGGUUCAGGAGGUGGAGACUACCUGCAUCCCGCUCCGGGCAGGGACGUGGCACCUUCACAUGGUGCUCAGGGGCAGAACAUGGGGGGGACAUGCUCUGGGUCAGGCUGCUGGGACCCUUGAUGGGGACUGGGGCAUGAGGACCUUCGCAGCAGGAUUGGGGUCAGACUGUGGGGGCCCUUGCAUGGUAUUUGAGGUCACAAGGAGAGCCUCAUGCUGGAGUGAGGAUGAGGAGGACCCUUGCGUGGGAGUUGGCCAUGGGGAUCCUUGCCCUGGGGCCAGGACUUGGGGACCCUUUCGUUUGGGUUGGUAGGAGGGACCAUCAGGGCCAGCACUCGGGAACAUCGGCACUGGGGUCAGGACCUGGAGACCACUGCACAGGUCUGCAGCAUCUCCCUGGGCUCAGCAGGCUGGAAACAGCGGUCAGUGAGGGCAGGUUGUGUCUGUCCCCUCCCUCCUCGCAGGGACCGUGACCAGGCUGCUUAACACCCUGGGUGGCUCCGGAUAGUUCCAAUGCGGUACUGGCGUCUUUUAACCCCAUCCUGAUCCAGUGUCCCCCCAAACCCUGCUGCCAUGAAGAAGAAGCCAGCCAAUGGGAGGGGGCUGGAUCCUGCACUCCCCCAGCAGCGAUCCCGGGGCAUCACCAAGCCAGCAGAGUACGUGGGUUCCUUCGUGGUGGAGAACUUGGACCUGCAGCAGCAAGCAGGACGUCUGGAGGAGCAGCUGCGGGCUCUGAAGGACUGCCCCAGGAGGAGGUUGGUGCUGCUGAGGUUCAGCUUGCAGGGGCUGAAGGUCUAUGGUGCGGAUGGGGAGACGCUGCUGAUGGCUCACGCCCUGCGCCGCAUCCUGUACAGCACCUGGCGCCACGCCGACCGCCAGUUCGCCUUCGUGGCCCGCAACCCCCGCAGCGCCCCCAGCAGCCUAUUCUGCCACCUCUUCGUGGGGCUUCCCGGCGAGGUGCAGACCCUGCACCACUUGCUCUGCCGCUCCUUCCAGCUCAGCUACCUCCAGGCCCACCCUGAGGAGCAAGCAGCUGAGGGGGACCCCCCGGGGCUGGGGGUGCUGCGGGAACCCCUCAACCCUGAGGAGGUGUCGCGCAACGUCAACGCCCUCGUCUCCUUCCGCCGCCUGCCCGCUGCCCUCGGCUCCUUGGGCACAGGGGAGCGGCGACUGGAGGCGGAGGGCAGAGGCAGCGCCUGGCGCCCGGGGAACCCCUACUGCUCCCCGGUGCUGGUGCGCAAGAAGGCCAUCCGCAGCAAGGUGCUGCGCUCCGGGGCCUACCGCGACUGCGGCGCCGACGGCCAGCUGCACCCCCGCGACGCCGGUGAGUCAGGAUGCGAGAGCAAAGGGGCAAGGAGCUUGGCCUUCCUCCCUGAGAACGAGAGCGUCCUCGCCGAGAGCGUCUGGGCCUUCGCCGGCAUCGCCAGGGACGCUGGCAUCGCGCUGCUGCGGCAGGACGUCCCUGGCGCCUUCCUGCUGCGCCCCGAGCCGGGGCUGCCCAAGCGCUGGUGCCUGUGGGUGCGGACACCCUGCGGCGUUGUGCCCUACUGCCUCUUCAGGACCCACCAGGGCAGGUUCUGCGUGGAGCACUCCAGCGCCGAGUUCUCCAGCGUGGCCGCUCUCCUGACGCACUACUCCGGGGCACCGGGAGGCUGCUUCUGCCGCCUGGCCCCCGGCCGCCGCAACCCCGGCUACGAGGAGCAGGACCCCGGCUGUGAGGAGCAGGACCCCGGCGCCUGGGGAGAGGCCGCCUGGGCCCCCGCCAGCCCCAUUGGGGUGCAGCAUGAGCGGGGCUAGACCUGGGGCCGCCCCCCGCAAUCCCCUCGAGCUUUAAACCGCUGCCGUCUGCCUUAUUUAUUCCCUCUCCCGCGGGCUGUGUGCGCUGGGCGGGCUGCAGGGCGCCGCCGCAAUAAACGGC
Messenger RNA from Dryobates pubescens (Downy woodpecker), 2115 nucleotides. RefSeq names its product SH2 domain containing 5 (gene SH2D5). The coding region runs from base 771 to 1994 and encodes 407 amino acids. The record is from RefSeq and is a predicted model, not a curated record. The transcript is spliced from 9 exons. Gene Ontology annotation, cellular component: postsynaptic density. NCBI's taxonomy places the organism in Eukaryota, Metazoa, Chordata, Aves, Piciformes, Picidae.